Gordionus sp. m RMFG-2023 is the source of this 5409-nucleotide messenger RNA. RefSeq lists its product as uncharacterized. Lineage: Eukaryota; Metazoa; Nematomorpha; Gordioida; Chordodea; Parachordodidae. Gene Ontology annotation, cellular component: cytoplasm. The record is from RefSeq and is a predicted model, not a curated record. The transcript is spliced from 14 exons. Bases 126 to 5033 code for a protein of 1635 amino acids.
UUUUAUUUUAAAAAAUUUAUCGCUGGAGACCUCAGUUUAGUUGUUUGUCAUAAAAUCAGUUUUUUUAAACUAAUUAACGACUUGGAUGUAAUCUUGCGAUAGAACGAAGAGAAGGUAUUUAUUAAAUGAACAAAGCUUCUUCCAAAUUGUUUAACCACACUGUCAUAGAUCCCAGAGAUGAGAUAGAUGCAAGAUUUCAAUAUUGUUAUUCAGUAUUGACCUCUAGUUGUACCGGUUUAUCUGAAAGGGAAAUACACGACACAUUAAACGGCAUAGUUUGCAAAGGUGCUCAACAAUACGAAGUGAUCAGUUUAGGCCUUCUGUACACCAUAUUAACAGAGCCUAGUGUCUGCCAGAAAGCUUUCAGAGAUCUAAUGCUCCUCUCUAGGGAUGGAUUCAAUCUAGUUCUCACAAAAAUCAACCAAAUAAUUUGCGAAAAAUGGACAAAGCUGAGUGACCUGGGUAAGAAACAAAUCUUAUGGCUAACUCAUGAAUGCGUUAGAAAUUCGGUCAUAGGUAUUGAUUCCGUCUUCUUUUACCUGGUGAGACAGAUGGGGACGGGUGAUUUGAACCCCAAAAAUGUUUGGCUCGUCGAUACCGUUUUAGAUUUAUUGAGGGAUUGCGAAGAUUGGCUUUUCAAGAACGCCCACUUAGUGCCUUACGUACUUUACACGUAUCUUCGAUUGAUCGAAGAUCAUUUAGCUCCCACUUACAUUGCCCUGAAACAAAAAGAAAUCGACUUUUGCAUCAAGAUUCUGCGCAGUCACUUUACCGAUUGCAUGGUAAUUGGACGCGAUCUGAUUAGGCUACUCCAAAGCGUGGCUCGCAUACACGAAUUCGAUUUGCUUUGGCAAGAUAUCCUUUACAAACCUCAGCUUCUAACCCCGAACACACCGAACAUAAUCAAACGCUUAGCAUCAACACGAACUCCCCGGAAAUACCCAGCAUCACGCGUGACGCCCGAACUAGAAUCUAAACUCGCCUUUUUGACUCAUAAAGUCAGAUUUUCUUCGAGUUAUAAUUUAAAUUCGGCGGGUUAUCCUAAUGCAACUGGUGUUUGUGCGCCUCUCAAGCGUUAUCAGGAUUGGUUGGCCCGAAGCCACAUAGCUCGCAUGCGCGGCACUUGCCUUGUCGACGCGAUUCGAUUCGUUUGCUCUGUUAUUCACCCGCCUAAUGAAGUGCUGGCCAGUGACGUUACACCACGGUGGUCACUGAUUGGCUGGAUGUUGUUAUCGUCUGCUUCGGCUAAUAUCGCUCAACAGGACGGUAAUUCUGCUAUGGGAGGGGGAUACAAUAGCUACUCGCCCGGCGCAUCAUCAUACAAUUCCGUAACCCUAUGCCAAUGUAAGAUGGCCCUGUUUUGCGACUGGUGGGGCUACGAUCCCAAACGUGACAGCAUCAUGAACGUUGAACCCGGUAUACUCGUCAUCUACCACGGGCUCAAAUCUCACCCGGCUAUGGCCCAGAGCUUGCUAGAAUUUUUGUGUACUAUGACCAGAGAAGUCGGGGUAGGGUGGCCCGAGCUGGAAGAAUUUUACAGGGAAGGAGUCAGGAAAUGCCUUAGGGAUAUAUUGGAUAAGAGGGUCAUACCUUCUCUAGAUCCUAUCCUCAAGUUCGAACAUUUAGACAAAGAUUUAGGAUACCUCAUAAAAGAAACUUUCGGUAUUAGGGACACCAUCGAGAGCCCUUUAAAUAUUAAUCCCACUAUUAUCAAUGAGGAAACUUUGUUGACUGCUACAUCCGAAAAAAUUGAAAAUUCUUACUUUUCACCUCCGACUCCCCCCAAAUCAUUGCCGGACUCACCUAUUCCAUUAGCAAUUAUUUCCGAGCGACUUCCAGUCCUAGAAAAUGGCGAUUUGACUGACGAAUCAAGUACCGGAGCUUUGUCACAAUUGGAGUUUUCGGACGGGGAAGAUGCGCAAAAAGAGAAUCUUGAAAAAUCUGUAACAAGUGUCAAGAAAAAGAUUAAACGUGGGAAAGAAUGGUCGGAUGAUAAACAAUUGAAAAGCGAUAAACGCGUAGUUUCGAAUGUCAACUCAGAUGUCGAUAGUAAUGAUAUCGAGGUUUUAGAAGUGUUCAAGAAGGGCUCUGGCCGCAAAAUUAAGCAUGACUCAUUUGUCAAUAGUUUUAGGGACUCAUCGGAGAUUGAUAGACUUAAGGCUAGCUUGAACAGGAGUAAACGAUUAUUUGAUAGACAUCUCAGCGCCCUGGAUUGCGAAAUUAAGGACAUACUAAAAUCUCUCAAAAUGGCUCAAGAUCGAAAUCUUAUUUUUUUGGAAAAAGAAAAUUUUAAUUAUUCGGCACCUUCCCGCAAUCCAAAAUUUCGACAAUUUGUUUUGGAACAAUGCGACCAAAUUAAAAGACUUCUAGACCUCCUCAUAACCAAUAAAUCCAAACCCCUAUCAGAGAGCACUCUUGAUGGAUGCGGUCGAUGUUUGGCCAUCAUCCUGAGACCCUACUUAAGGUUUUCCCUGAAAUACGAAAGUUUUUGUCGUAAAAACCCACCCGAUCAGCAUGAAUGCCUGGAGAGGGGCGAAGAGGAUAUUUACGACGAAGAAUAUGACGAUGAAAUUGGCGGGAAACUGAACAAGAAGCGGAAGAUCGUGACAUCUAAGGGAUUACAUGUCGUGCGCGAGAAGGAACAGAAUUCACAUUUCGAAGAUACGAUAUUUGGAAAUGAAAUCGGAGCUCUUCCUAUGAUUACCUUAGUUCAAGCCUUAACAUCAUGCUCCAUUUUAACAAACUCUAACACUCCCUUUUCGCAUUCCAAUUCUGAUAACCUACAAAUUUUGCAUCGACUUUUCGCUAUUAUAAAUCGUUCUCAGAUUAAAAGGUUCGGCUAUUGGACUUUGUACGCACUUUUGGUUCUCUUUACUAAACGUUUUCGAGAUGAUCUUAACAGUAAAUCUGGGGCCGGUCAAGUUAGUACACCAUCUUUAGGGAAAUUUUUGAGGGUGUACUCAGGUUUUGUUAAAGCUACAGUCUCAAGGGAUGCUUUUAUUACAACACUUAAAAGUGAUCUAACUACAUGCGCCGAGAUGGAUCCUCUCCGCUUCAAAUUUAUAGUCGCCACUUGUGCCCAUGUUAUGCCAUCUAAUCUAUAUGGCUCGACAUUUUCAUCCUCUAAUAAAAGAAACGAUAUCGACAACGAUUUUAAUGAAAAUUUCGAUGAAAGUGAGGAAGAUAUUUCUGACAUAAAUUCAGACUCGGAUACCGAUAAAGAUACGGAUGAGAAAAAAGGUAAGAAAGAUAGAAAGGGGAGUAUGGAAAUGCAGAUGAGCGAUGAAAGUACAGACGAAGAAGGAGAAAGCCAAUCAGAGAAAAUGAAUAAUGAGUUCGCUUUGUUCAAAGAUAUUUUGUCUUGCAUAGAUGGUUCAAGCCUAGAAAAGUUAACUGUCGCUUGUCUUGCCCGGGACAGACCUUCUGAAGAAAAGUUUCUUAAUUCUUCUUUUAGUUCAAACUUUGAUGAUAAAUCACAAAAUGAUAACGAUUUCUGUGACAACCACAAAUUUGACCCAACAUACCUAGAUUUCCUAUGUUCUACCCCUUGCUCAUUAUUUCACAUUAAAGAGACAACCCUUCUCAAUGAAUACAUUGACUUACGCUUGAUAUCAUUUUUCCUAUCUGCAUCUGAUGAUAUCUGUCUAGCCCACCUAAUUCGCUGCAGUACCAUUAGUAAGCGGUGGGAAGUUUACCAAAGUCGAGCUCUUUGGGACUGUCUGGUGCUGCAUUUUAAUUCACCCGAUAAAGCUAAAAUAAAUCGUUCAUUCGUGAAUUUCAUCUUAACUCAUAGAUUGUUAGAACUUCCGUUAGAGCGCGACUCUGGGGUGACUAGACGCCUAUUGCAACUAUUCUCGUUUCCAUCCACUUAUAACGAAAGUGAGGCAAUAGAACAAGAACGCAGUACUCCACCAUCACUUGAAAUCAUUAAAGCCUUACUUAAACGCCCAAUUACAAUGCCUUCCACCCAUAGAAGUGGGCGUAGUCGUGAUGGUUAUACUAGCCAUUUUUCUAAUCGACCUACCCUCAUAACAAUUUUGUUCAAGAUGUGGUCUGGAAAGGAAGCCAGCCGAGAAAAACUCGCCGAAGCUCUUGCUACCUUACUCAAUCGUCACACAGACCCUAGAGCCAGACUCAAAGGUAACUCUCCUACCGCAGUUUCGGUUCCUUAUUACUCUUCAAAACGACUGAAUCAACAAAACAAUCCUUACCAAAUGGAAUCCAGUGGUUUUAGCCCCGACUCAAUUAAAAGCGGAAAUAUGACUCGUCGCUCCCAAAAUAGUAACAUAAACGGUUAUUUAGAUUCUGGUGGCAACAAAGAUUUAUCCUUUUCCCCUUCUCUCGAAAGUUUGUUGUCUACCUUAGAAGCACUUAGAAUCACCACGAAUCUCACGAUGCCUUCCUCCAAUCCAAACUUCCACACGCUUGUUAACAAGCUUACACCUAUUAAUAAGGAUAAUAGCGACAAGGAAAACGUACCCUACCUAUUCCGGCACGAUCUCCUUAAAUUAGCCCUACAAGAAGUAAAAGCAGUGUGCCCUGACUCCUUGAAGUCGCGUUAUAAACAACUUUUUACGCUCAUCAGCGAACCCCAAGAACCUCCAUAUACGAUUUCUCAUUCCCACACCAAUGACAACCAAAGAAGGAAACGAAAGUCUCUGAUCAAUCAACAAAUCGUCGGUGAUAACGAUAGUUCGAACGAAGAAAGUAAGAACUUUACGAGUUCGGAAUCGUCACAUUCAUCUACGGGCGACGAGGAAGAAAAUCAGCAAAAUUACGCAUCUCGCGAUGCUCAAAAGCGAUACAAAAGUUUUAAAAGUGGUGAACGUACAAAACCACCUGAUCCCAAAAAUGUUGUCAUUGGCAUUAAACGUACCGUACCCUUGAUCAAUAGCAUAGGUAACUAUAAUCACAUCAUUACAUCGGACUCAGCGUCUAAGCAUGCAAAUCUCGAAUCAUCAAAACGAAGGAAACGAUCAAUUAAUUCUGUUAAUAAACUAAUUUCUGAUUCGGAUACAACCGAUUCUGAAUGAAAUAUUCAAACUCCGUAAACAUUACUUUAAGAGAAUAAUUAAACUCUAUUUAAUUUCAAUUCAACCCUUCAAAAAAAUGAUUUAGAAUCUUUGUUAUAGUGUAACAAUGAUAUUUAUAAUCAGAUCCCAAUCCAUUAUCCAAAAAAGUCUGAUACAAUUUUAAAUCUCCUUAAAUUAUUGAAAAAGUAGACGAUUAAUUACGUCGAGUAUAAGUUAUAUAGUAAUAGUAAAUUAAUGAGCGUCGCGUGUUCGUUAUGGCAAAAAAAUCGUGCCAAUUCGCUACCUGUAAACAUUGUAAAUAAAUUAUAACGAAUUGUGUACAAAAAAAAAUUAUUCCUUACAUCAUGUCGUUUAAAAUACAUUUUCUAAUUUUUUG